This is a messenger RNA of Sabethes cyaneus, 900 nucleotides long. RefSeq names its product protein crossbronx homolog. Lineage: Eukaryota; Metazoa; Arthropoda; Insecta; Diptera; Culicidae. The record is from RefSeq and is a predicted model, not a curated record. The coding region runs from base 85 to 777 and encodes 230 amino acids. The transcript has 4 exons.
UGAUAAAGAUUACUGGAAAUAACUGUUAACCUUUGAUAAUAGUUUAGAAUAUUUUGCCAUCCUUUUGGACACGUUCAAUAAAAAAUGACCCUAGAUUCGUACGAUAAACUGCUGGGAACAGUAACACAGGAGUACAAAAUUCUAGCCGAAUACAAACGAUUGCAAAACGAGGAUCUGGGUGGGGUUUAUGUGAUUCCAUCGUUCAAAAACAGCUUUCUGUGGUUUGGCGUGAUAUUCAUCCGUAACGGGCCUUACAAGGAUGGUGUCUUCAGAUUCACUAUAUCACUACCGGAGAACUUUCCGAAUGAUGGUACAGUUCCGACCGUAACCUUCCAAAGCGAAACUUUCCACCCACUCGUCUGUCCUUUCAACGGAACCGUGGAACUUUCGGAGGCGUUCCCGAAGUGGAAAAACAGCGAAAACCACAUCUGGCAGCUGUUGAAGUUUGUACAGUAUAUUUUCGGAAGCCUGGACGAAUUUAUGUCCCUGGCCGAGCAGAGUGCCAACAACGUCGCCCACGAGCUGUACCACCAGAAUCGAUCAGAGUUUCUCCAGAAGGUAACCGAAUGCGUCCGGCAGAGUCAAAACCAGCUGUACGAUGCUGCACCGAUUCAGGAUCGAAAUUACAUAGUGUUCGAGAAAUAUGAGCAAGAGAAGCACGGUUCGGUGUUGGAAUUGAUAAAACAAGGUCGAGGUAUUGAGUCCAGCACUCCGCCAUCCUCUGGGCUUUCUUGGGUGAAAGAAGGCGCCUUUCAACCAUUGAGCAAACAGCAAUAAUGAACAAAUGGCGUAUAGAACAAUACUUAUUUUGGGGAAAAUUAAAUAAUGCAAUCCGUACUAAUAUUUAUUAUGUCUACGAAUGAAAUUAGAAUGAACAAAUGCACCACGAUAAUAGUUUAA